Molecule: messenger RNA, 3583 nt
Organism: Schistocerca gregaria
Lineage: Eukaryota; Metazoa; Arthropoda; Insecta; Orthoptera; Acrididae
Product: serine/threonine-protein phosphatase 6 regulatory ankyrin repeat subunit C-like
Exons: 19
Coding region: 66-3251 (1061 amino acids)
Cellular component (GO): cytoplasm; nucleus
Molecular function (GO): protein binding
Source: RefSeq, a predicted model, not a curated record
CUGUGAUAGCAGCCUGCCGUUACUACAGCAGCGGUACCUGGAACUUCGCUUUGCAACCAGAUAAAAUGGGUCUAGAGGAACAAAGUGACAGAGCUAUGAUGGCUGCAGUGCGUGCAGGAGAUCUUAAUGCACUGAAAGAACUGGUCUCAAAUGGUGCUGAUCCAAAUGCCAAAGACAGUUAUGGUCAACCAAUUUUAUUAGGUGCUGCUAAUAAUGUGGGAAUCCUCAAAUAUUUGUUGGAAGAUGUUCAUCUUCCAAUAGAAGCCUGUGAUAAACAUGGCUAUACACCUCUUUUGAGAGCAUCAGCAAGUGGAAAUCUGUCUGUUGUGCAGUAUCUGGUCUCAUCUGGUGCCAACCUCUUGGCUAGAACUGCACUGGGCGAGACAGCAUUGCACCUUUCUGCUCGCAGUGAGUCAGUGGAGACAUUCCAAUUCCUCCAACAGUCAGGAGUUCCAAUGGAUAUCCUGGAUAUUCGAGGCCGAACUGUGCUUCACCAUGCAGCUCAGUUUUCAUGUCCAAACAUGGUGGAAUAUAUUCUGAAAGGCAGCUGGUGGCCUGUUGACUGCCAAGACAAGAAUGGGCAAACACCACUGAUGUUGACAGCAGACUUCCCAAGAAAUGAGAGAGAUCGAAUCACUUAUAUUCACUGGUUCCAUAUGUCAGAGGGAUAUUUAAACAAGGUCAUAAGACUUCUUGUUGAUGCUGGUGCUGAUCUUUCAAUACAGGAUGUGCUUGGAAGAACUGUGCUUCAUCAAGCACUUGGAUAUAAGGAAAAUUUUGAGUUCUUGUGGGACAAAUGUCCAGAAUUCACACACUCAGUUGAUAAGAAAGGACAGACUCCAAUACAAAUAGCACUCUUAAACUCCCGCUAUCGCUGGGAUAGGCGUUAUGUGAUAAGGAAGUUGCUGGAAGCAGGUGCAGAUUUCAAAUCAGUUGGUGAAGAUGGGAAGACGGCUUUAAGUGUGGCAGCGGAGCAAUACUCUUAUGAUAUUGUGAACUCUUUAAUAAAAGCAGGAGCUGAAACAUCAUGCUGUAAUAAGGACACUCUUACACAGAUUCUCUACCUUGCAUCAGGGAAAGACGAUUUUGAGUUAACAAACAAAGUAAUUGCUGAAGGAGCAGAUGUGAAUGGCAGAAAAAUUGAUAGAUAUCCAUCUUCAACAGAGAAAGGCCACACUGUGAGAUGCUUGGGGUGCUACACUACAGGUUGUCAAGUGCACAGUGAGCUGUCCGGGCACUCACCUCUCUUUCAGACUCUCCAUUCUCUAAAGAUGGUCAUGUUGUUGAUUGGUGCUGGAGCAGAUGUGAAUUUCAAAGAUAACUAUGGUUGCUCGCCACUUCACACAGCUCUGGAGUGUGGACAUCAUGAGGUCCUGGAUGUACUGCUAGACGCAGGUGGUGAUCCAAAUGCUGUAGAUGACUGUGGAGUAUCCCUGCUUCAUACAAUUGCAUCAAGAUCUGUAGCUGCCAUGGUCUAUCAUACAAAGCUCCGUCAGAAAAUUAUGAGAUUUACUGAGAGACUUAUAGAAGCUGGCGCCAACAUUAAUAUUAUGGAUCAUCAGGGAAGGACACCACUUCAUUAUAUAGCAGUAGAAGGAAACAAUAAGGGAACUAUACAACUCACAGAAAAGAUGAUAGAAGCUGGAGCCAGAGUGGAUGUGGCUGACCAUCAUGGCAGAACACCACUACAUUAUGUGGGACAGUCACGAAAUUUAGGAAAUUAUAAGGGAAUGCAGGGGAUCAAGGGAAUUAUGCAACUCACAAGAAUGAUGAUAGAAGCUGGAGCCAGAGUGAAUGUGGCUGAUGAUCAUGGCAGAACACCACUGCACUAUGCAGCACAGGCUGGAAAUUAUAAGUAUGUGAAAGAACUCCUCAAAGCCGGAGCUGAUGUCAAUGCAAUGGAUAUGGAUGGUGCAACACCACUUCUUAUGCAAAGCAGUCGUAACUAUCAUGAGGUUACCCAGUUACUGGUUCGUGCUGGAGCUGAUGUGACAGCAAGUGCUAAAAAUUGUCAGAGAAUCAUACAUCGUGCAUCUCAAGUUGGGAGCACCACAGACAUUGACUAUCUUUUUGAUAUCUGGCCUUCAAACUGGGGCAGUGAUAACCAGGGCAACACCAUUCUACACUUUGCAACCACGUGUAGCAGGAACAGACUUCAGUUUAUAGAGCAAAUUGUGUCAAGGAAGCUGGUAUUUGUAGAUGAAAGAAAUGUGCAUGGAGAGACACCACUUGCAAUGCUUGUAAAGCACAGUUCAAAAUGUAACUCUGCACAGGAUGAAGUAGAGAUCUUGCUGGGAGCAGGAGCAAAUCCCACCACUAAGGACAACAACGGGAAUACACCUUUACACAUGGCAUCCAGUGUCGGCAAUGUAAAGGUAAUGGAGCUCUUGAUCAAGGCUGGAAUAGAUUUCACUCUGAAGGAUGUCAUAAAUCAAACAUCCCUGAAGUGGACAUCCAGUGCUGAAGGGGUGGAAGAUGCAGACCAUGUAAGAAAUCAGAAAAAAGCAGCAAUAAUUGAUGAAAAGAACAAUGAGGGCCAAACACCACUACUGUUAGCAGCAGGCUGCAGGGAUGCAGUCAGCUUGCUCCUGAGGGAAGGUGCAAGUAUUAGUGUGAAAGAUCACAGUGGGAAGACCCCUUUGCAAGUAGCCAUUAAUCAAGGCAGUCACAGUGCUGUAAGACUGCUAUGGGGUGCAGGAAGCAACUUCCUUGACAUCCCACAGGAGUGUCGCAACAAAGCAGUGCACUUAGCAGUAACAUCAGGAGAUUUAGAGGUGUUGGAACAUUUGAUUUCUUUGGGACUAUCUAUGUCAGAUAACUGGUGGGAUCCUGAUCACAAGACAACAUUGCUUCAUUGUGCAGCAAAAUGUAAUGUGGAAAUGCUGAAGUAUCUCAAAAACCAAGAUUAUAUGGAACAUGGCCUAGAUUACAAAGGACGCACUGCAUUGCAUUGUGCAGUUUUGUCAUCAAAUCACAUAGUAGCAAAGUAUUUGCUGGAAGAAGUACAUGUUCCGGUUGAUGAGAGGGAUAAUGAUGGCAUGACAGCUUUAAUGUUGGCAGCCAGCAACAUGCAAUAUUAUGACAAACAAUUUGAUAUGUUUGAGAUUCUGGUAAAUGCAGGGGCAGAUGUUAAUAUUAGAGACAGAAAUGGUAAGGCUAUAUACGAAAUGGUGGAUUAUACUAGGGCUGAUAUGACCAAAGAACUACUGGAUUACAUGCAGUAUCGACUUUCGUCAUGCAUGGACAAGUAAACAAUUGUGAAUGUUACAAAUGCAUGAAAUGAAGGUGUAGGAUAAUGUAUUUAGGGAUAUUAUCUAUAUGCAAGUUAUUUUUGUACAUUUAAUUAUUUUUUGGAAUAAAGGUUUAAAUACCAUACCAAACUUUUUCUGUUUCAGAUUUUUAAAAGUAUGUAGACAUUUGUAAAUGUUUUUUGUGCGCUAAUUUACCAAGAAAUAAAAGGAACACAGGAAAGGGAAGGCACAGAAAGAAGCGUUUCCUACAAAAUUGUGAAAAAUGAGCGUAUGAAAUGAAGCCACUGUGUGGUGGUUCUGAGGAGAAUUGUACAAAUACUAUUUACUGUUUU